Messenger RNA from Naegleria fowleri, 2619 nucleotides. RefSeq lists its product as uncharacterized. Gene Ontology annotation, cellular component: intracellular membrane-bounded organelle. Lineage: Eukaryota; Heterolobosea; Eutetramitea; Acrasida; Naegleriidae. Bases 1 to 2619 code for a protein of 872 amino acids. Gene Ontology annotation, biological process: magnesium ion homeostasis. The record is from RefSeq and is a predicted model, not a curated record. The transcript has a single exon.
AUGAACAAAACCCUGACCACUCAUGCUGCCAGCUUCAUGGGUGUUGUUGUUCCAACAAGUAAUGAAAAAGCGGGACAGCAAUGUAAUGCUGUAGUACUAGUUUCUUUGUCGGAAGAAGAAAUGGAAUCAUUCAAUGAAGAUGAUGAUGAUGGUAGUAAUGAAUCCAUGCCGAUGAGAACAACAACAAGAAAUGAAAAGAAAAAGGAAGAAACUUUUCCAAAGAAGAAGGAGUCCGUACAAGUAGGUACUGCUAUUAGUAAUAACCGAAACGGACCAAUUAGUACAACCACUACUCUUGAGCACCAUCAACAAACCAAGAAAAGAAUCAAUCAUUAUCGCCACCACAAUGGCUCCACAAUGAACCUGUUGAUAAAAACUUUUUUUCUUGUGGCCAUGAUGAUUGUUUUGUUGAGUGCUUGUUCGAACACUGUUGAAAGAAUGUUUUGGAAACGAUUGGAACCUAAUAGCAACACUCACUUCUCAACAUGCCCUGAGAACGGUUUCAUGUUUGUGAGCGGUGCUCGCCUUUUUCUUACCCUCAGAACAACAAACCUUUUCAACCUCAAAGAAAUUAUGAACGAUGGGACGGAUGGCAGCAGUAGUGAAAUUCCAGAAAUGUGUAUCGAUUAUGUGAAGAAUCAUACAAAUCAUACAGCAACUCCCACAACCGGAGAGGGAGAAGAACAUUUAGAAUUGUGGCAAUACAUUGUCUAUUCGAUUGCCAGUUUGAUAUUUAUUUGUGGUGCUGGCCUCAUGUCUGGCUUCAAUUUAGGUCUCCUCUCCAUUGAUACCAUACAAUUGGACAUUCUCAAAAAAACAGGUACAGAACGAGAAAAGAAAUAUGCAGCACGUUUGGCACCAAUUUUAAAGAAUCAUCACUUGUUAUUGGUGACCUUGUUAUUGUGGAAUGCCGUAUGUGUCGAAUGUUUACCCUUGUUUUUGGACAAAAUUGUUCCCGAGUAUGUUGCCAUUAUUUUGGGUAUUACAGCUGUCUUGUUGUUUGGUGAAAUUAUUCCUCAAGCGGUCAUUACAAGAUAUGGAAUAGCCAUUGGAGGUACAAUGUAUUGGUUUGUGUGGAUUUUGAUUGCUGGUGCGUUUGUGGUUGCAUGGCCAGUCGGCAAAUUGUUGGAUUGGAUUCUUGGAGCAGAUCACGGAACCUUUUUCAAGAGAACAGAAUUGAAGGAACUCGUCAAUAUUCACCUCAAAGCUCACGACCCUAAAUAUCAUCUCACCGAACACGAAGCAAAAAUUUUGGGAGGUGCCUUGGAUUUUGCUCGAAUCUCUGUGAGUCAAAUCAUGACAAAAGUUGAAAAUGUCUACAUGUUGGAUGUGGAUGGAAAACUCGAUGUAGAUAGCAUGACCAGUAUUUGGCAAGCGGGUCACUCACGUAUUCCAGUCUACAAGGGAAAUAAGAAUAAUAUUAUUGGUAUGCUCUAUGUGAAGGAUUUGAUAUUGAUCAAUCCAGAAGAGUCUUUACCAAUCUCGACCAUUCUCACCUUCUAUGGUAGAGAAGUGCUAAAGGUCUUUCCAGACACGUAUUGCGAUGAAAUGUUGAAGAUUUUCAAAUCUGGUAAAACACACAUGGCCAUUGUUCACGAGCCAAUGGAACCUGAGAGUGGAGGAGAUCCCUACUAUGCCAUUGUUGGCAUUGUGACACUUGAAGAUAUUAUUGAAGAAAUUAUUAAGGAUGAAAUUGUGGAUGAGACUGAUAUUUAUGUUGACAAUACCUCUCUCUCCAAAAUUAAUCGUCCCCAAAACAGCAUUCUCCUCAAACUUGAAAGAAUUCACAGACUCACUCCAAAACAAGUUCUUGCAGUCAGCUCCUACUUGUGGAAGAGUUCUCCCAUCUUUAGAAUACUCCCAGAAGACUGUCUACAUAAAUUGCUGGGUAAAUGUGCCGUUGUAGACCUUAAAAAGACACCCGAUCAUGAAAUUUACAUCACCGAAAAGGGAAAGGAAUGUGACCACUUUACAUUGAUUUUGAGUGGUAAAAUUGAGGUCAUAUUUGGAGAGGACAAAUUUGUCUCUGAGAUGGGACCUUGGAGUUUAAUGGGAGAGCGUGCAUUGACCAAAGAAAAAUUCAUUCCUGAUUUUGAUGCUCGUGUCGCAAGGGACACCUCAAUUGUCAAAAUUGCAAAGAAAGACUUUAUUGAAAUUAUUUCUCAAGCCAUAUCUCAGGAUAAUGCAUUUAUAUUACCUGCCGAAUUCGCAUGGAUGAAUCCAUAUCUCACAAAUUCGAAACAAUUACCACCAGCAUCUCCGCACAUUUUCAGAAUUACCAAGCCAACCAGUUCCCAUAAUAAUAUUGCGUCCAAUGAGUCUCACCAUCCUCCUCAUUUGCCCUCUUCCACAAAGAAUCCAUCCUCUCAUAAUAUAUCAUCAGCGACAGUAAUGGGUGGAGAUUCACUUCCUCCAAAAACCACAAGUACCAGCAAUAGUAGUCAUGAAGUGGACAAAUUACUGAGCUCUGUUUCGUCGAGAGAUGAUUUGAUAUCGACACAUUCUGCAGCGGUUGUUGUUGACAUUGAUGAUGAUCAUACUGCUGCCAAGGGAUUCUUCUCGACAGAUUCUUAUGAAGCCCUUCCAAAACAGCAACAAGAUGAUGAUGACAUGGUAUAG